Acaulospora colombiana is the source of this 1185-nucleotide messenger RNA. The record is from the annotation of a GenBank genome assembly. Lineage: Eukaryota; Fungi; Glomeromycota; Glomeromycetes; Diversisporales; Acaulosporaceae.
AGUAGAGCCAAUUCACCGCAACAUUUUUAUCAAAAUCGAAUCCUUGAUCAAUAUGUAUCACAACCUGCAAACAAGAUCACACUCAGACAACUCAUCGUCUUUGGCCGCAAUUUGUCGGAAGAAAGAAUUAUUCGAAGCGGGAACUAUGUUCGAACCGAACUUCCAAUACGACUGGCUCAUAGAAUCAGAGAUUUUCAAAAUUUGCCAUUUAUUGUCGGAACAAAUCCGCAUAUAUCGAGAGUGUACGAUUUAUAUUGGAGUGCGUUUGAAACAUUAACAAAAUUUCCUCCCAUAAAAAAUAUGGAAGAAAACGAUGAAUUUUGUAAACUCUUGAAAACUUUAUUGAAAGAACAUUUGGUUGUGAUUCCGCAAUUGGCCAUAGGAAUUAUGGAAUGUGGUGGACACUUAACUGGAGGCCAAGUUGACCGUUUUAUGAACACUAUGCUGAGAUCACGUAUAUCGAGAAGAGUUUUGGCCGAACAACAAAUUGCGUUAACCGAAAACUGGCACGAUCCUGCUUACGGAUCGGAUGAAAAUGGCGAAUAUAUUGGAGUGGUAUCGACUAAAUGUAAUGCCAAAGAAAUAAUAGAAAAAUGCGCAAACAUGUCGAGCAGUUCAUACAGAACUUUUUAUAACAUUGAACCACCAACCCUUAUUAUAAAUGGUGAUACCGAUACCAUAUUUUCCUAUAUACCCGAUCAUAUAGAAUAUAUUAUUUACGAAUUAUUAAAAAAUUCUAUGAGGGGUGUAAUAGAGAAGCACGGACGCCUAAUAUCAUCGCAAAGUUCACAAUCAUCUAAGGAGCAGGGAACACAGCUUCCACCAAUUUUAGUGACAAUAUGUUCGGGCCAGACGGACAUCUGCAUCCGUGUGUCAGAUCAAGGUGGCGGAAUCUCCGAUGAAAUAUAUCCGCACAUUUGGUCGUUUUCACGUGCAAGUAAUAACAAGAAACUUUCUCACAAGUUUACGAACUUUUCCAAGGUUCCACGAAUGGCUGCAACGGUGCAAGAAUAUGAACAAUUCGACAUACCUCCAGAUUUACGCCUGGGUAUUGGGUUACCCAUGAGCAAAGUGUAUGCCGAGUACUUGGGUGGAGAGUUAACCAUUUUUACUAUGGACGGUUAUGGCACUGAUGCUUAUGUUAAGAUCACCAGGUUGGGUAAUAAGGAAGAAAACUUGGUGUAA